Messenger RNA from Cutaneotrichosporon cavernicola, 1833 nucleotides. RefSeq lists its product as uncharacterized. The record is from RefSeq and is a predicted model, not a curated record. Bases 1 to 1833 code for a protein of 610 amino acids. Gene Ontology annotation, cellular component: membrane. The transcript has 4 exons. Gene Ontology annotation, biological process: phosphate ion transmembrane transport. NCBI's taxonomy places the organism in Eukaryota, Fungi, Basidiomycota, Tremellomycetes, Trichosporonales, Trichosporonaceae.
AUGCCGCUUCAUCAAUAUGAUUAUGUCUUGGCGAUCGGUACAAUGUUCGCCGUCCUUGAUGCGUACAACAACGGUGCUAACGAUGUUGCCAACGCUUGGGCGACCUCGGUCUCGUCGCGCUCUGUCUCCUACAGGCAAGCAAUGAUCUUCGGCACCAUCUUCGAGAUGCUCGGUGCCAUCACCGUCGGUGCUCGUACUGCCGACACAAUCAAGAACGGUAUUAUUCCCAACUCGGCCUUUAGGGGUGACGCAGGUGUUCAGAUGCUUGCCUUUACCUGCGCCCUCGUCGCCGCUUCUUCUUGGGUCAUGUGGUGCACGCGCCACUCCGCUCACGUCUCUUCAACCUACUCGCUCAUUUCCGCCGUCGCUGGCGUUGGUAUUGCCACUGUCGGAGCUAAGAACGUUCGGUGGGGCUGGUACGGGGGCAAGGGCCUCGGUGCCAUCUUUGCUGGUCUCGGAAUGGCGCCUGCUGCGGCAGGCUGCUUCGGUGCCAUCAUUUUCUCUUUGAUUCGCCUUGUCGUCCACGUUCGUCGCAACCCCGUCAAGUGGGCUGUCUUCACAUCUCCUGUCUGGUUCCUUGUCGCUGGAACCAUCUGCACCCUGUCCAUUGUCUACAAGGGCUCGCCUAACCUUAAGCUCAACAAGAAGCCCGGUUGGUACAUCGCCUCGGUCACCCUUGGUGUCGGCUUUGGUCUCGCACUUCUCUCGGCUCUCACCUUUGUUCCUUACCUUUACUGCCUUGUCAUCAACAAGGACAAGGACAUUCGCUGGUACCACAUGUUCCUGGGCCCUCUCAACUUCAAGCGUCCCCGCCCCGAGGGCGAGGACAACCAGGCUCGUGUCCGUGACUACGCUGUUGUUCAGCACGACGCGGACUUUGCCGAUGAGAAGACCCUCGCUGGUGUCGAGUCCCCCGACGAUGAAGCUUUCAAGCAGCUCCCUCCUGCCGCCCUUGACGGUACCCCCAACAUCAUGACCACCCCUGCCACACUUGUCGGCCGUGAGAGCCAGCAGCUUUCGUACCGCGAGAUCAUGGCCCGCAACGAGGAGCGCUUCCACGCCAAGCUCCGCAAGAAGCGCGGUCCUCUCGGCUGGGCGAUGCGCACUCUGCACGAGAACCCCAUCGGCAAGGGCGAGAUCUACGAGAGGCACAACAUCAUUGCUUUCAUCAAGCGUAUCCCUGCCUACGUCGUCUGCGGUGCUCUGUACGGUCUUCACUACGACAUCCACGCUGCCCAGUCCGGUGUCUCGGGUACCCCGGAGGGUGAUCGCAUGGAGCGCGUCUACAGCCACGCCAAGAAGUACUCCAACGAGGUCGAGCACACCUACUCCUUCGUCCAGGUCCUCACCGCUUGCACUGCCUCCUUCGCCCACGGUGCCAACGACAUUGGCAAUGCCGCCGGUCCCUGGGCCGUCAUCUACACCGCCUGGAAGACCGGCAACGCCGCGGCUGCCAAGGCUCCCGUUCCCAUCUGGCAGCUCGUUUUCCUUUCGGCCACCAUCUCCCUUGGCCUGGUGACUUACGGCUACAACAUUAUGAAGGUCAUGGGCAACAAGAUCACUUACCACUCGCCCUCGCGUGGUUGCUCGAUGGAGAUGGGCGCGGCCAUCACCGUCCUCGUCUUCUCGCAGUACUCGCUUCCUGUCUCCACCUCCAUGUGCAUCACCGGCGCCACCGUCGGUGUUGGUCUCUGCAACGGUACCCUCAAGGCCGUCAACUUCCAGCGUAUCGGCCUCUUGGUGUUGGCCUGGAUCAUGACCAUCCCCGUCGCAGGUACCAUUGCCGGUGUCCUCAUGGGCAUCGUCCUCAACGCUCCUCACUUCAAGGUUUAA